Molecule: messenger RNA, 3885 nt
Organism: Bipolaris victoriae FI3
Lineage: Eukaryota; Fungi; Ascomycota; Dothideomycetes; Pleosporales; Pleosporaceae
Exons: 2
Coding region: 1-3885 (1294 amino acids)
Biological process (GO): mitochondrial tRNA 3'-end processing
Cellular component (GO): mitochondrion
Molecular function (GO): 3'-tRNA processing endoribonuclease activity; oxidoreductase activity
Source: RefSeq, a predicted model, not a curated record
AUGGCGUCUCCCCAAGCACCGGUAGCACCCUUGUACAAGAACAUUAUCAUUUCUGGUGGGGCUCGAGGCAUUGGCCGAGCAUUGACCAGGAUGAUGCUUGAGGCUGGUCACCACGCCUACGUCUUCGACAUUGACGAAGAAGAACUCGACCAUACGUGCAAAGUUCACCUCCAGCAGUACUACGCGGACGGUAGACUAGGAUAUGCCAUCUGCGAUCUUCGGAACGUGAAUGAGAUCCGAGCCAAAGUCAAGGAGGCUGCCAGCUUCUUUAACGAUCGAAUCGAUGUUCUCAUCAACAAUGGUGGAAUUGCUAGUCCCCAGUGGAAGGACGGCAAGACAAUGGAAGACCCCUCAACAAUUGAUGAGUGGCAGGCGUACAUCGACACGAAUCUCACUGCUCCAUUUGCCAUGAGUCAAGCAUGUGUUCCUUACAUGAAGGCACGAGCCUCGGAUGUUGAAGAGGGGGCACACAUGCAGAAUGCAAACAACUCCAGCCCUGCAGGACCCUGUAUCAUACACAUUGGCUCAUUCCGCGCACACCAGUCGGACCCCAACCAGGAGGGAUAUGCAUCAAGCAAGUCUGGUCUGAUUGGACUGAUGCACUCAAUGGCAAUCAGUCUGGGGCAUCUAGGUAUCAGGGUUAAUCUCAUUGCGCCCGGUCGCAUCAAGGUGGCACAUGAGAGCAAGGAGGGCGACGAGAAGGGGACAGAUUGGGCCAGUCAAAUCAGCGAAAAGGAUAUUUCAGACCACCCAACGAACAGAGCUGGUAGACCGAAGGAUAUCGCUGAUGCCGUGCUGUAUCUGAUUGAGGCAGGCUUCGUGACUGGCCAGGACAUCACGAAUUCAAAAGACAUGUCCUGCAGCGUUGAAGUCAUUACUACGCCGACGGCCGACAGCCCAGGUACUGCGCUCGUGCUGCGCACGGCAAGCAAGCACUAUGUCUUUGGCAGCAUGGCAGAGGGUACACAGCGUGCAAUGGUGCAACAGGGAACGCGCUUGUUGAAGGCACAGGAUUUCUUCCUCACUGGCAGGGCCGAAUGGAAGAAUAUGGGCGGGCUCAUUGGCAUGAUGCUCACACUGGCCGACGCAAGCACAAGCUCCUACACCACCUCCAUGGAAACCUUCCGACUGGCUCAGGAGCGAGGCAAGAAGGCUGAAAUACCGCCGAAGCCACAUUUUGAUGUAUACGGUCCCCCCAACUUGAAGCACACACUGGGUACAUGCCGGAGGUUCAUCUUUCGGAAAGGCAUACCCAUUGCUGCCACCGAAUACACAAACCAUUCACCGGCUAAGGAUGAGAAUGGUGUCAUACUUCCCACAUGGCAAGACUCCAACAUCAAUGUUUGGGCCAUGUCGGUCUCUCCAGCUGGCUCCCAACCAGAUGCACAAACAGAAGCCGAAAUAGAGGAACGGCGACGACACUUUGAUACGUGUCUGAACACCUUCGAGGACUUCCAGGCCCCAGAAAACGAAACUCCAGAAGCUCGCGAAGUCAGAUACGAUAAGAUACGGACUGCGACCAUCAAGUUCAUGUUUGAUUCCAAUUGGAGCUUUGACACCCUUGUCGAGCAACACAUCUCAGAGGUGAAAAUGCCAGCCGCUAUGUUUGUUCGCAACCCGGAAACUCACAGCUAUGAACCUUACAACGGGCCGAAGCCAGGAGGGUCAGAACCUCUCCCCGAUAUCACCGUAUGGACACGGACACCUUGGCCUGGCGCCCAGAUUCUGGCUCUCCCGCCGACUAAACCUGCUUCGGAGUGCGUCUCGUACAUUGUGCGAUCGCACCCUACCCGUGGCCAGUUUGAUGUUGCGCGUGCGAAAAAGCUGGGUAUCACCCCAGGGCCAAAAUUUGGCCAGCUUUCCAAAGGCAUAUCAGUCCAGAAUGCUAGUGGAGAGUGGGUCACACCGGAGCAAGUCAUGGGUGCGGAUAGGCCUGGUCAAGGAAUCGCUAUUCUUGAUGUUCCCUCAGUCGAUUAUGUUGAAAGUGUUGUUCAACGAGAGGAGCUCAACUCGCCAGAAGUCAUGAAGGGUAUCGGAGCUAUCGUCUGGAUGCUUGGCCCGGGCGUGGCAGGCCACCCAACUCUAACAGAGUUCAUGAAGAAAUUGAGUGACGUGGAACAUGUCAUAUCCUCUAUAGAUACUGCUCCUAAUCGUAUGACUAAUGACUCGGUUGCCAUUCAAGCUACGCGUCUUGGACAAGUAGAUCCUGCCAGAUACUCCACGCCCGUGUUUGACAGUACUAGCGUCCCUCAGAAGAGUAUCUACAGAGCCGGCCAGUCGGCGUCAUCUGAGCUGCCAGAGGGUGUUAUUGCUGCUGACCGAGGGUUGACUUUUGCACUUAUGCCAAGAUUUAUCAUGAAGAAAGAGUCGAUCUCGAGGCCUUUUGACGUCGAGGCGGCAAGACGAGACACGGCGAUCGAGGUACUCAAGUUGGCCCAGGAAGCUCAGGUAGUAGUGGAACACAAUCGCGAGGACAUGAACAAGUGGAGAAAACUCCUGGCGCGUCCAGAUACAGAAGUCAUUACGCUCGGUACGGGCUCGGCCUUACCAUCAAAGUACCGCAAUGUUUCUGCGACUUUGGUUCGGGUUCCCGGCAUUGGCAACUACUUGUUUGACUGCGGCGAGAACACGCUCGGACAGCUUGCGAGAGUUUUUCCCCACGAGGAGCUCAUCGAUGUUCUCAAGAAUCUGAGGGCGAUCUGGAUCAGCCACUUGCACGCUGAUCAUCAUCUGGGGACAGCUGCAGUGAUCCGGGCCUGGUACCAAGUAGUGCACAACAGUGUGCCAAACCUGCAGCCACUCGGCAAUACUGUGGGUGGCAUUGACAUCAGUGCGUAUGGUUUAUCUGUCAUUUCACAUAAUGGCAUGCUCCAGUGGCUGCAUGAGUAUUCCGCGAUUGAAGAUUUCGGAUACAGUCGCAUCUUGCCGUUGCAAAUCACUGCCAAUGAACAAGGCAGCUCUUCCCGACUCUCGAUCAUGAACACGUUCGGAAAGGAGAGACCAGAAAAUCCAGAAGUGCACAGAUCAGUGUAUGAGAAGUUCUUUGGUUUCGAGGAUAUUCAGACUGCGCUCGUAGCGCAUUGCCAUGGCUCCAUGGCCGUCUCAAUCACCUUUCCUCGCUCACCCUCAGACCCCAAAGGUGUCAAGCCGCUCAAAGUCAGCUACUCAGGCGACUGCAGACCAAGCUGGCACUUUUCAAAAAUCGGCACAGACACCACUGUGCUCAUCCACGAAGCAACAUUUGACGACGCGCUCUUGGGCGAUGCCAAAGCAAAGAAGCAUUCGACCACCUCCGAAGCCUUGGGCAUCGGCGCAAAAAUGAACGCCAAAGCAGUCGUCCUCACCCACUUCAGCCAGCGCUACCAAAAAAUCCCCGUCCUACAAACAGUCACAGACGGCGAGCAAGAAGAUCCCCUCCUCGACCCGUCAAAAACCGCCGAAGACCCCACAGACAACGACGACGAAGUCGAUCCUACCCUCGACAACGCAGACAAUAUGGACAUCCAUCCCACCAGCGCCCCACCCCCGCGCGACGCCGCCAAACCCAUCCCCACCCUCCAGCGCCAGUCCUCAUCACUCGCCAAAAUGGAGCAAGUAGUCAAGAUCCGCAACAAAGACCUCAAAGUCGCCAUUGCGUUCGACUACAUGCGCGUGCGCAUCGGCGAUAUCUGCGAGUUGGAGCAUUUCACUGAUGCGCUGAAUACGCUGUUGCUUAAAGAGGCGGAGGCGGACGGUGAGAUUGCGGAUGGGGAGGCGAGUGAGGGGAAGGGUAGUGCGAAGAGGGCGAGUGAGAGUGAUGGCGAAGGGGGGAAGAGGAAUAAGAAGAAGGCUAAGACGAAGCAGGUGCAGAAGGGGAAGAAAGAGAAGAGUGUGAGGAAUAAUUAG